This is a messenger RNA of Diachasma alloeum, 2499 nucleotides long. Its product is annotated as 1-acyl-sn-glycerol-3-phosphate acyltransferase gamma. The transcript is spliced from 7 exons. Gene Ontology annotation, cellular component: endomembrane system. NCBI's taxonomy places the organism in Eukaryota, Metazoa, Arthropoda, Insecta, Hymenoptera, Braconidae. The record is from RefSeq and is a predicted model, not a curated record. Gene Ontology annotation, molecular function: 1-acylglycerol-3-phosphate O-acyltransferase activity. Bases 446 to 1603 code for a protein of 385 amino acids.
UUGGACGUCUGGACUCUGCUGGAGGUCUCUCUCUCUCUCUCUCUCUUUCUUUCUUCAUCUACUAACACUAGUGUGCAUGCUGCGUAUUAUCAGUGGACAGUGUCACAUAUACCAGCUAGUGUGCUACCUAUAUAUUAUUUUAUUUUAUUAUUAUACACGAAUAUACCCCUGAUUCGUUUUUUCCUUCAUCUUCUUCUUCUUCGUCUGCUUUUUUUUAAACAACAACUCUUCAAAUUUCAUUUUAGUAGGUUGUAUUUUCAACUUACAAGAUUCAAGACUCCUGACUCUUAUAUCUUCGAUAGUAUUAAUAUUGAAAAAAGUUACAUUUUGCAUCCAACCUUAACAACAAUGUGAUCCGAUAUUUAAACAUAAUCUACCUGAGGAUAAGAAACUAUUUCGUGGGUAAAACGAUAAAACGAGGAGAAAAAUUAAUUUUUAUUUAAAAAUGAGUUUUCUCAAGUCACUUAAAUGCAAUACAGUUGUUCACUUAAUGUUCGCUAUAACAUUCUUCAUUUCUGGCUUGAUGAUUAAUUUUAUCCAGUGUUUAUUGUGGAUUAUACUCAGGCCCUAUUCUAAAUAUUUUUAUCGUAAAAUAAAUUACUACCUCUGUUAUUCAUUUUACUCAGAGUUAGUAUUUCUGGCUGAAUGGUGGUCAGGCACAGAUAUAAUAAUAUAUAUCAAUAAGGAUGAGUUUGACAAAUACUAUGGACAUGAACAUGGAUAUUUAUUAAUGAAUCACACCUAUGAAAUUGAUUGGCUGAUGGGAUGGGUGUUUUGCGAAAGGAUAAAAAUCCUUGGAAAUUGCAAAGCAUAUGCUAAAAAAUCAAUUCAAUAUAUUCCAACGCUUGGUUGGGCAUUUAAAUUCGCUGAGGAUGUUUUUCUCGAGAGAAGUUGGGAUAAGGAUAAAGAGAUCAUUGGCAGACAGAUCACGGAAUUGGGUGACUAUUCGGAUACAAUGUGGUUACUUCUCUAUGCAGAGGGUACACGUUUCACCCAGAAGAAACAUGCAGUGAGUGAGAAAUUUGCAAGUGAAAAAGGUUUGCCAGUAUUGAAACACCAUCUUACCCCACGUACAAAGGGCUUCACAGCGAGUUUACCAUUUUUACGAGGCAAAGUCAAUGCAAUUUAUGAUAUACAAUUGGGAUUCGAUUCAAAAGCAUCAGUGAAACCAACGAUGACAAAUUUAUUGAAAGGGGAGAAAUGUGAGGCACAUUUGUACAUUAAUCGUAUACCGCUGUCGGACGUCCCUGAGGGGGAAGAGGAAGCGGCAGCCUGGCUGCACAAACGGUAUCAGGAGAAAGAUCGAUUGGCAGACAGUUUUAUUAAUACUGGUGAUUUUUUCGAACAAAGUGGUGUAUCAAGACCAGAUAAAUUUCGACUAAAAAGACGAUAUUAUUCCCUAAUCAACACUUUCUUCUGGGCAGUAGUAGUUCUGGUUCCUAUGCUGUACUAUCUCGUUAGCCUGUUGUUAUCAGGUUCAACUUAUUACUUUGCUGCAGGAGUUUCUAUUAUAGUUUUGUUUUACAUACUGAUGAACCAAAUAAUUGGAAUGUCAGAAAUCAGUAAGAGCUCUUCAUAUGGUUCAGCGAAAAAAUAUAAAUGAAACAUUCAAUAGAGAUAUGCUCCGUAAACAUAUAAAUAUUUGGAAAAUAUGUUCAUAUACAUAGCGUAAAUAAUAUCGAUUAUUGACAGCUCGAUUAUUACAAUUGCAUAUAACAUCGAUUUGACAAGAUGUACAUUUAAGGGUUACCUAUGCAAUUAAUUUGUUGAGGUUGAUGGAAAAAAACAAAAAAACAAAAAGAAAAUAAAGAAAAUUGAUGCAGCCUCAUGAGAAUAUGUGAAUUCUUGCGGUAUUUUUAUAUAAGAAGAAUAAGCAUAUUAUUGCCAUCAUAACAAUUUCUUUAUAAUAAUUUGAGUUUCGAGCCUCAGUUAUUUUCUUUCUUUUCCUUUUCGUUGUGCGUAUUGAUUAAUAUUUUCUUGUUAUAUUCACAUACAAUAAUCGUUAUAUUGUUGAAUAAACGAAUCGAGAGAUGAUUCUUAAUAAUAAUAUAGCGUAAUAGAAUUGAAUUUAACGAUUAUUCGUUUUCAACUUAUUUUCAAACGGAAAUGAUUCAUAUCCAAUUGAUGGAUGCGACGUGUAAUAAACUUUUCGAAGUUUUCCUCUGGCAUCGUAAUAACCAUAAUAACCUGUCACUGUUCCAUUAUCGUGACGUUCUUCAUAACGAAAUUGCCUAUUAUUCCUAUUUCAAAAUAGGAGAUGAAAAAAAAUUUGAUUAAAAAACCAUUUAUGAACAGUGGAGUAAUGUAAUAUUUUCAAUAUUUUAAAGAUCACUGCCCAGUAGAACAGUGAUCAAAAUUUCGCAAUAAAUUGGAAAGCUUCAAAAUUAAAAUGAUAUGUUGUUGAGGACAUUAGGACAACUUCAUAUUUUUUGCAUUUGCAUUGUCGAAAAUUCAGUAAAAAAAAUAAAUAAAAAUAAAUAAAUAAUAACACAAACUUAA